CUAUACUUAAUUAUUUUAUUAUUUUGUAAAACAAUUCUAUUUUAGAGGUAUUUUUGAAGCGUUUUGUACCCGAUAAUGAUGUCACUGAUUGUACUUAUGUUUUAAAAAAUAGUGGGAAAUUCUUUUUCACAUCACCAAUUCGAAAAAGGGCUUUUUCUUCCCUGCUAAGAGGGAUCAAAGUGGCACUUUACUUCCCUGCUAGGAGGGAUCAAAGUAACACUUUUCUGUUCUAGCACACUAUUUUUACAUUUUUUUGCACAUUUUUUUUAGCUUAAAUAAUCUGUUUAAGCAUCAGAUUGUGUCAACACUAAGAUUUUUUUGUUUUCCUCAUAGUUGAUGUGAAAAGCAGUAUGUGUCACACGGUAUCAAAAUUAUUUCGUCUUGGGCGUAAACACUUGAAUCCCUUAUUACGCUCAGGAUUAUAUGUACGCCCUUGACGGAAAUAUAUCAUUUUGAUCUCUUGUAACACAAACUACUAUUCUGCCCUCCGGCCGGAAAGCGGCCUGCUGCGCUAAACGAAGUUGCCGCUCUCCGGCUCCGCCGAGCAGAAAAAUAGGUAUACAAGCAUCGGGUAGUAAGUGAGAAAGACAUUUCUUACUUUACUGCUUUAGGUAUGUAUUAAAAUAUACUAACCCGCUAUAGGCUAGUCUACGCAAGAAUUUACUAAGUAGUAUAAGUAGAUACCUAAGAAAAUGCAAAGAUAAAUAUGUAAGUACUUAAGGUUAAACAUUGUCAUUUUUAUAAACGUACAUUCGUCAACAACAUUGUUUUUAUCCACCUAAUAGCCGGCAUAAUCAAAAAUAAUUAAUAACAUGUCAUAAUCAACCAUCGGAAGCAAUAAAAAAAUCUAAUUCAACGAAUGAAGCCCGGGCAAGGCCAUGGCCGCGCGCGAGGAAGUUCUCAGUCCCACUAGUCCGUCACUACACGUCGCUAUCGACGCUUCUGCUGCCUAAUCUGUGCGCGUUCGAAAUUCAAAUCGGAAUAUACGACGCGUUAUUUUUUUUAUUUUUUUUUCUAGUGAUGUGCCAGUGUUUUGUCGGUUUUAUAAUGACAAUUGCAACGUGUUCUGGAAAGCGUCUGUGACAAAAAUAGACGGCCACAAAUUGUUAUAAUUAAACUGUAUGUAAAUAGAGUGGAGGACAGACGUGUCGUCUGAUUCAGUGGUGUAAAUAAACGUUUUAAAAAACUAUACAUUUUAAUGUAAAAUAAUGGUCUUUGAGAAUAGAUCUAAAUAAAGUGCCUUAGUGUAAUGCAUUUUGGGAUUACAAUUAUGUGUGGAAGACUUAUGAGGAUUUUUAUAGUUUUAUUUAUGUGUUAGUGAAGUGUAGAUGCCCUAGAUGCUACAAAAGCGGUACACGAUGUUGCCAAAGCUGAAAAAAUGCUGCUGGUGCCUUUCAUUGCGGACAGGAUGUUUUCUAUUGGCAAUUUUAUCUUCCCUAAGCUGCGUGCUGACCAUCACGGCGGGCGCGUGGAACCUGCCCAACUACGAGAGACCAGAGGACAACUUCAUCGCCAUGAGUGCGGUCAUGUUCUCCACUCUGUCUCUCAUCAGCAACAUCGUCAUCUUACUGGGGCUGUUACUUAAACGUCCCGGCUUCCUGCAGUUGACGAUCCUCUUCAACUCCGUCUUUAUCUUAUGCCUGUUCCUAGUUGCGCUGGUCUUAUGUCUGUUCAGCCCGAAGGCGGAACCGUACCUGAGAGAACCGCUAAAUAUCGUGCUGAUCGUGUUGGCCAUAUGUGCUGGCGUGGUGUAUUCUUUCUACUACAAGAUGGUAGUCAACAGUACCUACCGUCAAAUGAAGACUUGGAACGAAAGCGCUAUUCCUGUAUAACCCAAGGGUAUUUAGGCUAAGGUAUAAUACCUCACAAUAUAAGUUAUACUUUUGUAAACAAGAAUUACAGUGAGAGGUAGUGACUGCAUUUGUAAGGAUAUUCAAACAUUUAGAACAAUUUUAUUACACUGGCCAAAUAUGGCCUGUACAUAUACUGCUUGUCCAGGAGCGGGAUAGCGGAAAGAUGAGCGAAAAGGGAGAUAAAAGGAGAUUUUAUUGGUGGAUUUUUAUCUUGCUCGCCGCUCUGCUUCAGUAAGCCGGAUCCAGACGGAUGUAACGUGUAAUGUAAGAUCACGCGUAAUAUAGGGAGGGUCUGCCAUCUUGUGGCCUGAAUCGGAAACAUAUGUGCACAUUAAUUGCCAAAGCAAGUGCUACCAUCUACCGUUCUCGUAGUUACGUUACCUUGUGCAUAGUAGGUUUUGCCAUCUUGUGGGCUCGGAAGCAUAAACGUCACGUUUACACCUCGCGCCUAAAAUCUGACUGUGACUGCUUCUAUGCUGCCUACAGUUCAUGCACGCCCCCUAUAGCGUCAACGUGUGGAUGCGCUAAGAACCGACAGGCGAUGGAUUCGGCACGAGCGUUACAUGUAAUGCUCGUAGUGCCAUCCACACGCAGUAUUCAUGUUACCUUACACGAUGGAUUACAUUACAUGUUACGGACCCGGCUGUAGGCUGGCCCUUAGUCCGCCAGAUAUGACGAGCAAUGUACAUAGUUGUGCCUUAUUUAAGAUGAUUAAUUUUUUAUACUAAGAUAUUGAGGUUGCUUAACAUUACUUGCAAUUUGUAUUGAACCUCACUUAAGUAUAAUAUUUUAUUUAGACUUGUAUAGUGUGUUUUUAUAAAAACCCUAACGAUUUGACAGUGGUAUGAUUUUUGAAAUUAUUCUAAUUCCAUGGGUUUCCAUGAGAACGCACUAAUAAUAUUAGUCUAAUAUCGGUCACCGGCAGUAAAAAUUAAGUUGUUUUACUUACUUUGUUUAAAGUAAUGUUGUUUGCUUUUUAAGACAACCAGAUUUAUAAUUAAUUAAACUAAGCGGUGGUUGCCGAGUGGACCUAACGUCAGACUUUUCCGGAGGUCGCGGGUUCAUCCUGGCUCGUACCAAUGAGUUUUUCGGAACGCAUUUACGGAAUAUAAUUUGAUAUUUACCACUAGCUUUUCGGUGAAGGAAAACCUCGUGAGGAAACCUGCAUACAUCCGCCAAGAAAUUGUAUGUGCAGUCCCCAAUCCGCAUUGGGCUAGCGUGGGGACUAUAGCCCAAACCAUCUCACGCACGAGAGGAGGCCUGUGCCCAGCAGUGGGCCGUAUAUAGGCUGAUUUUUUUUUAAUAAUUAAAUGAACAUACUAAAUGUGCUGUAUAAUACAUCUAUCUAUUUGUUUAAAAAUAUAUUCUUUUUGUGUAGAUAAUAAUGCAGAAAUAACGGAUUGUAUUGAUUUUAGAAAGCUUUCUGUGAUUGGUUCGCCUAGGAAGUAUGAAUUAAAUGAUUUAUUUUUUGUACAUUAAGAAUAGUUAAUUAAUUUUAAGGAAAAUAAC
Cydia splendana is the source of this 3362-nucleotide messenger RNA. RefSeq lists its product as uncharacterized. NCBI's taxonomy places the organism in Eukaryota, Metazoa, Arthropoda, Insecta, Lepidoptera, Tortricidae. The coding region runs from base 1338 to 1832 and encodes 164 amino acids. The transcript is spliced from 5 exons. The record is from RefSeq and is a predicted model, not a curated record.